AUGUCGCACUACUCUCCUCAGGCAUACGGCGUAUUCCAGCCACAAUACCCCGCGUACACGGGUCAGAAUCACUACCCAACGCAAUAUCCAACGCAAGGAACCCUGUGGCCGCAUACCUGCAUACCCUGCUGUACAAACGAAACCGCCAUCCCCGCCUCCGCACCUCUUUCAGCUCCUGAAAUACCUGCCGUGACUUCUGAAUUUGCAUCUCAUGCGCUCGAGCGAUUGGCCUCUGCUGAACUCUCGCGCGUUGGCUUCGAUUCUGCCGAACCAGCAGCCCUUCAAAGGCUGGAGCUGGAAGUGAUUGCUUUCGUAGAGAAGCUAUACAAGAGUACACAUGAAUAUGCAAACCUAGCCAAUCGGGCUGGUCCAGUCGCGCAGGAUGUCCUAUUGGCGUCGGAAGAGUGGGGGUUGCAGACGAACGCACUCCAUCGGUUCGCGAUGAAAGCGAAGAAGAGAGACCGUCGCGCAGCCUUGAUGGACUUGGUUCCGCCGCCCUCUCGAUCGCCCUCACCAGAGCUGUUGCCGUCUGACGACGAAGACACACCACCCGUCAUUCCGACCUCCCUUCGUCAACUACCGUGGAAUGAGCGCUAUCUCCCCGCAUUACCUCCCAAACACACCUACCUGAGGACACCUGUCUCCCCGCCAAAGAAGGCUGCCUUGCCUUCAUUGGAGAAGAAGCUCAAGAAUGCAGGCUGGUACAGGAGUCGCUGA
Molecule: messenger RNA, 717 nt
Organism: Fomitopsis serialis
Lineage: Eukaryota; Fungi; Basidiomycota; Agaricomycetes; Polyporales; Fomitopsidaceae
Exons: 4
Coding region: 1-717 (238 amino acids)
Biological process (GO): transcription initiation at RNA polymerase II promoter
Cellular component (GO): transcription factor TFIID complex
Molecular function (GO): protein heterodimerization activity
Source: RefSeq, a predicted model, not a curated record